UGGUAAACGACAAGCGUCAAAGUAUUUACUAUAUUAACAAAUAUUUGAGAGAAGAAUUUUUGAUUAUAAAUUAAUAAUCAAAGGCAUCAAGGAAAGCAUCAAUGGCGGAAGAAGCUUACUUGUAAUAGCCACGAGUGAAGAAGAAGAAGAAAGCCACUGGAACAAAUAAGGAAGACGAUACACUCACAGAGAGAGAGAGAUACGUGUUUCUCUGUGUGUUUCUACGCUUUUUGGCUUUUCUUCGCGGCUUCCACGAAGAAGCCGAACGGCGUGAUUCGCAUUGUUCUCCACAUUGUCUCAUCUUCCUCCGAUUUUGAUUCCACCAUUUUCAGAUAUAUUACUCUCUUCCGGAUCUGAAUUGUGUUGGAACCAAUUGGUUCUGAUUUCAGAUUUCGAAUUUUUUUAAUUUGAAUCCAAAUGGAGAAAGCAGAGAACGAGAAGAAGCCAUCGGCUGUAUCUGACGUCGGAGCAUGGGCUAUGAACGUAACGAGCUCCGUUGGGAUCAUCAUGGCUAAUAAACAACUAAUGUCAUCAUCUGGAUUCGGCUUCAGCUUCGCGACAACUCUCACGGGAUUUCACUUUGCUCUUACUGCUCUCGUUGGUAUGGUGUCGAAUGCGACUGGUUUAUCAGCAUCUAAGCAUGUUCCUCUUUGGGAGCUUCUUUGGUUCUCACUCGUUGCUAAUAUCUCAAUCGCUGCUAUGAAUUUUAGUCUUAUGUUGAACUCUGUUGGCUUCUACCAGAUAUCGAAAUUGAGCAUGAUUCCAGUUGUUUGUGUGAUGGAAUGGGUUCUACAUAGUAAGCAUUACUCGAGAGAAGUGAAGGCAUCUGUCAUGGUUGUUGUUGUAGGAGUUGGGAUUUGUACUGUUACUGAUGUCAAAGUUAAUGCCAAAGGUUUCAUUUGUGCUUGCACUGCCGUUUUCUCCACUUCUCUCCAGCAGAUCUCAAUAGGUUCACUGCAGAAGAAAUACUCGAUCGGAUCAUUCGAGUUGCUGAGUAAGACAGCUCCAAUCCAAGCCAUUUCACUCCUCAUCUUUGGUCCAUUUGUUGACUAUUUCUUGAGUGGCAGAUUCAUUUCGACUUACAAGAUGACUUAUAGCGCAAUGUUAUGCAUUCUUCUCUCCUGCGCAUUGGCGGUUUUCUGCAACAUAAGCCAAUAUCUCUGCAUCGGAAGAUUCUCUGCUACCUCAUUCCAAGUUCUUGGCCACAUGAAAACAGUCUGUGUCUUAACAUUAGGAUGGCUUAUCUUUGAUUCGGAGAUGACAUUCAAGAACAUAGCAGGGAUGGUCUUAGCCGUGGUGGGAAUGGUGAUAUACAGUUGGGCAGUCGAGUUAGAGAAACAGAGAAAGUCGAAAGUGAUACCGCAUGGUAAACACAGUAUGACAGAAGAUGAGAUUAAACUUCUCAAAGAAGGUAUAGAACAUAUGGAUUUGAAAGACAUGGAGCUUGGAAAUAAUAAAGCAUAAAUAUAGCUCUAUUCAAGAGAAACGUUUUUUGGUUAUAUUUUUGGUUACUCAUUUCCCCCAUCAUGUACUCUUUUCUUUUGCCCUUUUUUUCGUUCUUUGUCUCAAAGAACCUUUUUAGCCUCUUAUUGAUGAGCUCUCCUCUGCAGAGCACAUUCUUUUUUCUAUAGAAAUAUAUGAUUCCUCUACUUCUUUGCAUAUAUCAUUGGCACAUAUCAUUCUUGAUUCUGAUUGAAAAAAAGAGAAACAAAUCAUGAAAUCAAAAUUGUGUUUUUGACAUCC
This is a messenger RNA of Arabidopsis thaliana (thale cress), 1743 nucleotides long. RefSeq names its product Nucleotide-sugar transporter family protein. The record is from RefSeq and is marked reviewed. Gene Ontology annotation, biological process: UDP-galactose transmembrane transport. NCBI's taxonomy places the organism in Eukaryota, Viridiplantae, Streptophyta, Magnoliopsida, Brassicales, Brassicaceae. Bases 418 to 1464 code for a protein of 348 amino acids. Gene Ontology annotation, cellular component: Golgi membrane. The transcript has 5 exons.